UUACCGCAAAGAAUACCAAAUAAACUUAAAUCAGUACACUAAAUGUUAGUUGUUCGUCCUCGCCAGUGCCCAGCAUGUUGAAAUCGAAGCAGUUGCUCCAACAAUUUUCCAAAGAAUACGCCAAAUUCACGCCAGCCAAUUUCAAGCUUAAGCGGGCCUUGGUAGUCACCAAGUUGUCCCGCUAUGAGUUCGAGCAACUGCGUCACCCGGAGCUGUCGCAAGAUCAGUUGCAGCAGAAGCUACGCGACCGGGGAACCGAUGUGGAGAUGGUCCUUUAUCUGCACAAGGUUCACAAGGAUUUCGAGCGACGGGUCGUGCAGAGCUUCCAGGACGUGGGCUGCGAGGUGAAGCUAUCCAGCAGACUUGAAUUUAGAAGCUCGUUGAGCAAGGACGUCAUGAGCUGGGCGGACGUCAUCGUACCGGUAGGUGGCGACGGUACCUUCCUUCUCUCCGCCGGACGCGCCAGUCCGCUCUUCGCGCUCAGCCAGCAGAAAACACCGAUCGUGGGCUUCAACUCGGAUCCGCUCCGCUCGGAGGGUCGACUUAUGCUGCCCAAGCACUACUCGGACAAUCCCGCCGAUGCCGUAUCCCGCAUCAAGAGCGGCGACUUUAAGUGGAUGCAUCGCUCGAGGGUACGAACGACGAUGUUGGGCAGCAAUGGUAAGAUCCCGGAGUCGACAGACCUCUUCCGCCACACAGAGGUCAAGAUGGAGCAGGUCACGACUGCACCCGAAAUGCUGGACCAGGACAUGGCUUCCAAGUAUAAAGCCAAAAUGAAACGAAUUCUUCCGUACUUGGCUCUUAAUGAGGUAUUUAUCGGGGAACAUCUCUCAGCCCGAGUGUCCCACUUGCAGCUGGUGCUGGACCACCAGGACGUUGUGAACAAGACCAAGUGCUCUGGACUGUGUGUCAGCACGGGCACGGGCUCAACAUCCUGGCACACCAGCAUUAAUCGCAUCACUAGCCGAGAUGUGGACGACCUGCUGCGAUCGCUUCCCAAUAGUAGUUCGAAAGACGUGAUGAUGCUACGCCAGAAUGCGGAGGAGAUCGCUCAGCGUUACAACCAGGGGCUGCUCUUUGCGCCGGACGACCCGCGUCUCUGCUACUCCAUCCGGGAGCAGAUCUGUGUGGGCGUGUGGCCCUCGCCAAAGACCUUCAAAGAGCGCGAUUUUGUGCAGACGGUGUUCGUCAAAUCGCAUUGCAUCGAUGCCAACCUGGUUAUAGAUGGCAGCAUUUCGUACCCCUUCAACGAUGGCGCCAAGGUUUUGCUGGAGGUCCAUCCCGAGGAUGCCCUCCUGACAAUCGCUUUAGACUGAAUCCAGUGAUGCCUCCCAAGUGCCUGGUUAUUUAGCCCUAGCAUGUCUGAAUUUUUGAAAUUAUUUAAGUAUGCAUUUUGCGACUACUUAGCAGUGUAAGCUCAAAAGUUAUUUUGUUAUUAUAUAAACAUAUAUUUAAACAUCA
Molecule: messenger RNA, 1461 nt
Organism: Drosophila rhopaloa
Lineage: Eukaryota; Metazoa; Arthropoda; Insecta; Diptera; Drosophilidae
Gene: Nadk2
Product: NAD kinase 2, mitochondrial
Exons: 6
Coding region: 75-1316 (413 amino acids)
Biological process (GO): NAD+ metabolic process
Cellular component (GO): mitochondrion
Molecular function (GO): NAD+ kinase activity
Source: RefSeq, a predicted model, not a curated record